This is a messenger RNA of Anolis sagrei ordinatus, 2632 nucleotides long. Lineage: Eukaryota; Metazoa; Chordata; Lepidosauria; Squamata; Anolidae. The record is from RefSeq and is a predicted model, not a curated record.
AUGAAUAUAGUGGUUCCCUUCAUGUUUAAAUACGCCGUCGACAACCUCAACCAGAUGUCUGGAAAUGUGUUGAACCUGAGCAAUGCGCCAAAUACCGUCACAACUAUGGCAACGGCGGUUCUGAUUGGAUACGGCAUCUCGCGGGCCGGCUCUGCUUUGUUUAAUGAAGUUAGGAACGCAGUUUUUGGGAAAGUUGCCCAAAACUCCAUCCGAAGGAUAGCCAGGAAUGUCUUCCUCCACCUGCAUAACCUGGACCUGAGUUUCCACCUGAACCGACAGACAGGCGCCUUGUCCAAAGCCAUUGACCGGGGGACCAGAGGCAUCAGCUUCAUCCUCAGCGCCUUGGUCUUCAACCUGGGGCCCACCUUGUUCGAAGUGGGCCUCGUCAGCGGGAUUUUAUAUUACAAGUGUGGGGGUCCCUUUGCACUAAUCACCCUGGGGACACUCGGGACGUACAUAGCCUUCACGAUAGGAGUCACGCAAUGGAGGACUAAAUUUAGGAUAGAAAUGAACAAAGCCGAUAACGACGCAGGUAACGCUGCCAUCGACUCGCUGCUCAAUUAUGAAACUGUGAAGUAUUUCAAUAAUGAAAAGCACGAAGCCCAGAGGUAUGAUGGGUAUUUGAAGACCUACGAAAACGCUUCCCUGAAAACUACCUCCACCUUAGCUCUGCUGAACUUUGGACAGAACACCAUCUUCAGCAUUGGCUUGACUGCCGCCAUGGUCUUGGCCAGCCAGGGGAUUCUUGCAGGCAACCUCACCGUUGGCGACCUAGUGAUGGUGAAUGGGUUGCUGUUCCAGCUGUCGUUGCCCCUGAACUUCCUGGGGACGGUGUACAGGGAGACGAGGCAGGCCCUCAUUGACAUGAACACCUUGUUCACGCUGCUUAGCGUCGACACCAAAAUUAAAGAUAAAGAUCUGGCUCCAGCCCUGCAGAUCACGCCGCAGACGGCCACCAUCGCCUUCGAUAACGUGCAUUUUGAGUACCUUGAGGGGCAGAGGGUCCUCAAUGGCGUCUCUUUCGAAGUCCCCGCAGGAAAGAAAGUGGCCAUUGUCGGAGGAAGUGGCUCCGGGAAAAGCACGAUAGUAAGGUUGCUAUUCCGUUUCUAUGAACCCCAGAAAGGUGAGAUUUACGUCUCCGGCCAGAACAUACAGAACAUCAGCUUGGAAAGCCUCAGGAAGGCCAUCGGAGUCGUACCCCAGGACCCCGUCCUCUUCCACAACACCAUCUUCUACAACCUCUCCUAUGGCAACAUCAACGCUUCGGCCGAGGAGGUCUACGCGGUGGCCAAGCUGGCCGGCAUCCACGAGGCCAUUCUCAGGAUGCCCCACGGCUACGACACGCAGGUGGGCGAGCGGGGCCUGAAGCUGUCAGGAGGGGAAAAACAGAGAAUCGCCAUCGCCCGAGCCAUCCUGAAGAAUCCUGCCAUUAUUCUCUAUGAUGAAGCGACAUCAUCUUUAGAUUCAAUUACAGAAGAGCCUCCGGGGAAACUAGGUUUUCAUGAGGAGCCUCAAAAUGACAUGGAUAUUCCUCGCAUUUCUAUCUGGAAAGGCUCCAAAGCGGGUAAUAUUUCCAGCGGCCAAAGUUUCCUCAAACAGGGCCAAGUGGCGGAGCGUGGCAGGCACGUCGAUCUGUUGCGGCUCCCCGGCAGCCUCUACUACGAGAUGUGGCACACGCAGAGCAGCCGGAUGCUGAGCAGGGACCCCCAGGAGCGGUGGGAGGAGCGGGGCGGCCUCUCCUCCAAGGAGGAGGACCGCCGGAAGCUGCAGGAGGAGAUCAUCAACAGCGUCAAGGGCUGCGGGAACUGCUCCUGCUGAGGCGGGAGAUCCUCGUCGCGGCACACGUUUGCACUGAACCACCUUCUCGACGUCCUGCGGAAUGAACGAUGCAGUAUUUUAAGAGCCUUGUUUAUAGGCGGCUUCUCUGAGGAGCGCGAUUUCUCAAACCAAAGGACUUUGCAAGUAGCUCUCCGCUGCUCGACUGGAAGUAUCUUGGAAUAACCCGAUUAACCAAUGGACACUUCUUCCUCCCAGGAACACACAUCUCUCUCCCUGUCAUUUGACCAGAAUGACAGUGUGGAGGGGUUGAUCCUGGUGGGUUUGACAAAGGUGUUUUUCUACAUAUCCAUUUUAACCAGAGCUGGUUAAUUCAAGCGCGUGGGUGUCCUAACAGGGGAAACGAAACAGUUAUCCUUCUUAAAUAACUGUUGUGUUUGAAAGCUUUUAUAUCUCCUUUUGUAAAGAACGAGGGACACGAGAUCUCGAGCAGCGAAGGGAUUUUGGCCCAGUUUCUCAAGGCAGCUCCUCGUUUGCCCCAAAAAGUCAUUCACUUUCCGAGAACCGAAAUGAACAGGAGUGUGUACUCAAUGGGAACACCUCCAAAGGCAAAAUAAGACAGAUUAAUGCGUUCUCUGGCAUUUACAGAAAUAGGUAUGGGAAAGAUUCUGCCACAUUUUGAAAGAGAAUCCAGGAUAAUGUUCUUCACAAAAUCCAGGUUUCAGAGUUGGAAGAAGUCAAGCAAAAUUUGGGAUCCCCAUCAGUCUGUUGAAAGGCGUUGAUGAAGGAAAUGUAACUUGUUUGGAAAUGGAUAACACUGGAUUCGUAAAAUGAUUAAAAAUCACAACUUCAAGGA